AUGACUGCGCAAUCAACCUGGAGAGAAAAGGCUCUAUUGAAAAAAAAUCAACUGAAUAGCAAGAUAAAAGAUGAAUGGAAGUUAGACAACGCAACCAUGAGAAGGUUGAAAAACGAUAAAAAAAAUCUAACCAAGAACAUCGAUGAUUUAUGUCCUUUCUCGGAGAAUCAGAUCACCCAUUCCACAAUUAUAAAAUUAAGGGAGAAACUGAAAGCAAGAGAAUUGACUUGCCACGAAAUAACAUUUGCAUUUUGCCACAGAGCUGCUCUGAUUCAUCAAGUAGUUAAUUGUUUAUCGGAAAUCAUGUUCUCGGAGGCACUGAAAUUGGCUGAUUAUCAGGAUACCCAUAGACCAACAACAUUGCCGCCUUUGUAUGGUAUACCGAUAUCUUUGAAGGACCAAUGCAAUGUCGAGGGAGUAGACACCUCAUUGGGAUAUUUAUCUCGAACUUUUAAACCAAAAACCAAAAAGGAGGAGUCAUUGAUUGUUACCUUUCUCCGGGACUUAGGAGCAUUGAUCUUCGUGAAAACUACUGUGCCUUCAUCAAUGAUGGCUACGGAUACAGAGUCAAAUACGUUUGGAUACACAUAUAAUAGUAUUAAUUUGGAGUUCUCUAGCGGCGGUUCAUCAGGGGGAGAAGGAUCGUUAAUCGGAGCUCAUGGUUCUUUGUUGGGCUUAGGUACUGAUAUAGGCGGAAGUAUAAGAAUUCCAAGUAGCUAUCAAGGACUGUUCGGUUUGAAACCAACUUUUGGACGGGUCCCUUACUUGAAAGUGGAUAAUUCUUUUGAGGGAAGAGAAACAAUUCCAAGUGUAAUUGGACCGCUGGCAAAAGACCUUUUGGAUUUAAGAUAUUUCAUGAGUUGUAUCAUAAAUACCUGCAAACCAUGGGUCCAAGAUGUGAAAUGUAUACCGUACCAUUUUGAUUCCACUACAAAUGAAUUACACAAGAAUUAUGUGGUUGGAAUAUGGUAUGGGGAUGGUAUUAUUGAUCUUCCACCGAGUGACAUCAGGGCUUUGAAGAUGUGCGAAAAUCUGGUUAAUAAUACUGAAGGAAUGAAGGCAGUCCAAUGGAAGCCCUCCAGUGAAUUAAGCGGAGAACUAUUCGAUAUUGCUAAUGAAGCGGAUGUUGCAGACUCAGGUAACGAGAUAAAGGGUGAAUUUGAACUUUCGGGAGAACCACUACUUGAUAUUCUCAAACCAAUGGUUUUGAUUGACGGUAGACCCCCAUAUACAGUUAAUGAAUGGUGGGAUUUGACUAAAAGGGUUUAUAAUGCGCAACAAUCGAUGAGAGACUAUUACCUCUCCUUCCCAGAAUCAGACAGACCUGACGUUAUUAUAUCCCCGACAACAUUAAUGCCAUUCAGGCCUGGCGACAUGCUGAAGACCACUUUAAGGUACAUUUUAUUAUUCAACGUUUUAAAUUUCCCCUCUUUGUCCAUACCUGCGGGUAGCGUCAAUUGCCAAGUGGAUGGAUUGAUGGAUAUUUCUUCUGCGCUCAAUACGGAAGAUAAAAUGAUCAGGACAUACUGGAAUGAUUUAAUCGAGUCUGGUGAUAUAGAAGGGUUUCCAAUAGGUCUGCAAGUAGUCAGCCCUACUUUCGAUGACAGCGAGGUUUGUAAAUUUGCGUCUUGGUACUGCAGCAGAGUAUAG
This is a messenger RNA of Saccharomyces kudriavzevii IFO 1802, 1650 nucleotides long. It is a transcript of the gene AMD2, whose product is annotated as putative amidase. The coding region runs from base 1 to 1650 and encodes 549 amino acids. The record is from RefSeq and is a predicted model, not a curated record. NCBI's taxonomy places the organism in Eukaryota, Fungi, Ascomycota, Saccharomycetes, Saccharomycetales, Saccharomycetaceae. The transcript has a single exon.